UGUAAACAGAAGAAGAAGAAGCAAAACAAUUGCCGCCGCUUGCUUUAAAGAAUUUCACAAAUUCAUUCACAAAUAAAAGCUAUUUCAAAAUUUUGCGCAAACAGAUAAGAUAUCUGCAAAAAUGAAUGUUCAAUUAAAGACAGAUUUGGAAAAUGCUCGACAAUGCUUAUUGGAGACCUAUCAUUUGGCUUUAACUUAUGGUGACCCAGAAACUCAUAACACCGAAAAAUACCUUGAAUUGGCGGCCAAAUUAAGUCAAAUUAAUGAAACUGCCAAACGUCACGAUGAGGCAUUAGAAGCAGCCAAAGAAUCUCGUACCAUUGAUGAUUUUGCUAAAGAAUACAACAAUCAAGUUAGUAAAUUGGAAGCAAAGAAAUACAAUCCCAAAAAUUCAUCAGAAUAUAAGAGCUUUCGUGAUCAAAUAACACAAAUGCAGAGUCUGCAAGACGGCGAUGCGGGGCGCGUGGAAUGUGAUGAAUUUGUUAUGGAGAGUGAAAUCAAUGUUUUUGAUCCUCUAACCAAACAAAGAAUGAAAAAUCCAGUACGCAAUACUCAAUGUGGUCACCAUUAUGAGAAGAGCCAUAUUCUGGAAGCCAUACAGAUCAAUAAACGUUUAAGAUGUCCCGUGGCAGGAUGUGGUAAUAAAAACUUUGUUGAACAAAAACAUUUGAAAGAUGAUAAUUUAUUCAAAGUACGCUUACAAAAGAUAGCUGAGCAAGAAGCCGCUGAAGAAGACUGA
Molecule: messenger RNA, 739 nt
Organism: Stomoxys calcitrans (stable fly)
Lineage: Eukaryota; Metazoa; Arthropoda; Insecta; Diptera; Muscidae
Product: E3 SUMO-protein ligase NSE2
Exons: 2
Coding region: 122-739 (205 amino acids)
Biological process (GO): double-strand break repair via homologous recombination; protein sumoylation
Cellular component (GO): nucleus; Smc5-Smc6 complex
Molecular function (GO): zinc ion binding; SUMO ligase activity
Source: RefSeq, a predicted model, not a curated record